CUUCACCUGAUUUUAAGACACGCCGCACACCUUACUAACAGUCAGUAUUUACAUGGAGGUGAAAUCGGACGGACGCGAGUGUCGGUGAGAGAUGUAACUGUUUUCGCUCAACAUAGAUUGCAUGGGGUAAUUUGGCCAGUGUAUAUACCUUGUAAAUAUUUUUUUUAAGUGUUUGUUAAAAUCCUGUGAUAUUAGUUAUAAGAAGAAACGACGCUGCAAGCAUGGUCGGAGUGCCCGAUGUCAUCAAGCCAUCAGAGAAAGUCGAAGAUUACUCCCCGCACAUCAACGGGAACCCUGUAUUCACCAUCAGCGAUGAAAUUGGCAGUCCAGAUAGCGGAUACACGAUGGCGUCCAUAAACACGAAUGGGGAACUUAAAAGCCCCCUGGAUCUGCCCGACAAGAAGAUACAUGAUGAAGAUGCUGAGAAACAGCCCUUAUCUGGGAAAAAGGAAGAGAGAUGGUGGAACACGUUGAUGCAAGUUGCUGUGCCGUUCUUCAUAGCGGGAUGUGGCACCAUCGGAGCUGGGUUGGUUCUCGGCAGCGUCAGAGGUUGGGACGUGUUCGUGGAAGUGUCAGCCAUAUUCGUUUUAGUACCGUCGCUAUCAGGAUUGAAGGGUAAUCUGGACAUGUGCUUGGCGUCUCGUCUGUCGACACAGGCUAACUUGGGAAACAUGGAUUCUCCGAGGGAAGUUAUCUCUAUGGUCGUCGGGAACAUAUCACUUGUACAGGUUCAAGCCAUAGUAGCAGCGACAGUGGUCUCACUUUUCGCGAUUGUAGUCAACACAAUCACCGAUCGAGAACUGAACGGAAACUAUGUUCUUCUCAUCAUUUCUUCAGCGAUCUUCACUGCAACUACUACAUGCUUUGUGUUGGACUUCGUGAUGGUGAUGGUCAUCUUUGGGUCUCAAAAGUUCAAGGUUAACCCAGACAACGUGGCAACACCGUUAGCGGCUUCUAUCGGAGACAUCGUCAGCAACUCAGUGCUAGCUGUCACAGCGCAGUAUAUGUUUGAACAAAUAAAAAAGUCUUUGUGGCAGCCAAUAACGUUGCUGUGCGUGUACUACAGCCUUCUUCCGGUGUGGGUGUUUAUUGUUUGGCGAAACAAAUAUACCAAGAAAGUUCUCACGACCGGGUGGACUCCAGUUAUUUCUGCUCUCUUUAUUAGCGGUAUCGGAGGCAUUGUUCUGGACCAGGCAGUAGACAGGUACCCAGCGUAUGAGGUAUUCCAACCAAUCGUCAACGGCAUCGGUGGUAACUUGGUGUGUGUACAAUCCUCACGUCUGGCAACACAUCUACACCAGACAGCAAUACCAGGAGUACUUCCGGAGAACACGAGGAUUAUCGAGUGGCCUUGGAAGACAUUGUUCUUUGGAACACCCGCCGCGAAAGUCGCUCGAAUGCUGCUGGUUCUUGCUGUUUGUGGCCAGAUCGUUUUUAUGAUCGUUGCUGACUUCGUCUACCAGGGAUUCGUUACCAUUCAAGUGUUCUUUGGCGUCACUUAUGUUAUGUGCAGUGUAGUACAGGUUAUGGUGUUGCUAUACCUCGCAUAUAUUCUGGUUCACUUCAUGUGGCAGAAGAAGAAAGACCCUGACAACGCAGCUAUUCCAUAUCUGACUGCACUUGGAGAUCUUUUAGGCUCUGUUUUCUUAGGUUUAGCUUUCGUCAUCCUCUCUAUAUUUGGCUUGCAAUAUGGUAAUAAUGUUCCGGGUUCAGGCACCUAAUCACAAGCGAAGAACAAGUGAAGAAUACUUUUUACGCUGAUCAUGAAAGACCGUGGGAUAUCAGGCUUCUUAAUGCUUUGCAACUUAGCUGUCAUUUUAGAAAAUAUUUACAUUUUGAUCUGUAAAUUAAUCUAUGAUCAGCGAAUGCCUUUUUGGAAGACUAGAAUUGUUAUGCCAAAGGUUAUAACGAAAAGUUUUAACGGAUUAGACUUAGAUUUGUGUAAUUUAAGCUGCUACAGAUUGUUUUUUAUUUUUAUACAAAAUCAAUUACAUAACAUCACAGUAUUAAUAUUUAUUACACUUUAGUGCCAAUUUAUAGUGGUUUUAGCUAACGUAACAACUAUUUAACACAAAUUCGUGUUCGGAACGUUUUAGUGAUAACUGUGAUAAGUUCCAAAUAUAUGAUCGUAAGCAAAACAAAUUUAAGUCUCCUGACUUUGUUCUGGGUGGAUGAAAUGGAUUUUAAUAAAUUUAACGAAUUUUACUGUCUCUCUUUCAUGUUUUCGCCUUCUUAUCUCUUUAUUAGACCAAUGAUUCUCAGAAAAUAAAAUGUCUUCUGGAGUGACAGGAUAUAAAUAUCACUGGACAUCUUCCAUGUAUUAUUAACAUUCCGUUAUGCCAUCGUGCUUUGUUCUUAUAUGUGUUGCAACUAACCAUAAAUUAAUAUAGCUACUUGUAAUCCAUUUUUGUGACUAAAAUACUUCCAUAUCUUAGAAUUCAUCUCUAUCGUUAACUCCGCUUCGAGCGUUAGUAGUUAGAGUUAGUUUUAGUUUAGACGAAUCAGUACAAUAAAGCAAUUGAUAGUAUUAAGAAAUUUAAGAUAUUGCCGUCAAUAUACCGUAUUCGAUUAGCCAUACUGUAGCGUGCGGAUGUGUGAGCCAAUGAUUGAGAGUAAAAAUUGUAGAUAUCACAUUAUUUUUUAACAAUCUUAGUGACUGACUUACCUACUUUUUAGUGGGUUUUACAAAUUUAAAUAAAAUUGUCUCGACACCAUGAUGUAUCUGAUCCAGUGAAUAAAUAUUUUUGGUGAUAGUAAAAAGCUGAUUCUAUAUCAACUAAAAAUGCAGCACUAUCAGAUAAAAUUGGCAUGAAUUAGAUUAAAAAGUAAUGAGUGAGCUAUAAAUGUAAUUCUUUUGAUUAUAAACAGUUUUACAUAGUAUGCAUAUCUACGAUGUUUUUAUUCUCAUCAUUAGUUGCGAAAAUAUUGUAAGAUCGCUGAAUUCAACAUUAUUAUAACCCGUUUGUUUCGAGCUACCUCUAAAUAGUUACUAUUACACAAAAUUUGUUGGAAAAAUAUAUUGAAGAUUUCAAAAAUAUCUGAUUUAAAACAUACAGGUAGAUAAGAAAUUUUGUUCAAACAGUUGUUCUAUCAAUAAAGUCACAAAUGUGACGGGGAUGUAAUGUUAAGCUAUAUUUUUGAAUGAAUGAUGUGAUAUACGAGAUUUUAACGUGUAUAUAGUGAUAAUUGUUAUAUAGUAUGUAGGAAAAUGUCGCUAGCACAUCAAUUAUGAAAUAGAAAACCGUUGAAUUCUGAAAAUUAAAUAUGAAGCGGAUUUUAAGUUAAGAUAUCAGUAAAAAAUAUUGUUUGGUGUACAAAUUUACUUAAAAAUAAAUAUGUCCAAUUA
Messenger RNA from Pieris rapae (cabbage white), 3346 nucleotides. Its product is annotated as solute carrier family 41 member 1. The record is from RefSeq and is a predicted model, not a curated record. The coding region runs from base 222 to 1721 and encodes 499 amino acids. NCBI's taxonomy places the organism in Eukaryota, Metazoa, Arthropoda, Insecta, Lepidoptera, Pieridae. Gene Ontology annotation, molecular function: monoatomic cation transmembrane transporter activity. Gene Ontology annotation, cellular component: plasma membrane. The transcript is spliced from 12 exons. Gene Ontology annotation, biological process: monoatomic cation transport.